AUGGCAAAUACCCCUGAAAAAGAAGUUUGCUAUGAAAGGGUAAGGUGUUUUAAGGAUGAUUUACCAUGGACCAGGAUUUUGUCAACAAAGUUGGGAGAUUUACCCUGGUCUCCAGAGAAGAUAAACACUUGCUUUCUGCUCUACAGUAUAUAUAAUCCCAAAACCUAUCAGGCACUGCUACAAGUGAAAGACAUAAACUGCAUUAAUUUAGACUGGAUUAAUGGUUCACUGGAAUAAAUCCAUGCUAUAAACAAUCUACGCGUUGUUGAUGCUGAGGUGGCUUAUUUUACUGAUGUUCUCGUGAAAACAUGCAAAUAUUCCCCUUCUAAAGUGCACUUGAUUAGCACCAGCUUGGGAGCACAUCUGGCUGGGGAAGCUGGGUCCAGGAUACCAGGCUUUGGAAGAAUGACCAAAGUGGCUUUCUUCUAUGAAUGUAGCCAUGCCCGAAGUCAUUGCUUUUAUGCCAAAAGCAUUCUCAAUCCUGAUACAUUCAUCGCUUAGCCUUGUAGAUCCUACAAAUCUUUUAAAGCAAUAAAUUGCUUCCAUUGUCCUAAAGAAGGAUGUCCAACAAUGGGUCAUUUCACUGAUAGAUUUCACCUCAAAAAUACAAAGACUAAUAGAUCAUAUUAUUUUUUAAACACCGGGUCUCUUUCCCCAUUUGUCUGUUGGAGACACAAAUUGUCUGUAAAACUCAGUGGAAGUGAAAUCACUCAAGGGACCAUAUUUCUCCAUGUAGGCAGGACAAUUGGAAAAUAAUUUCUAUCUAAUCUUAUUUUUGUUUACAGUGGAAAACUUGAACCAGGCAUGACUUACACAAAAUUAAUUGAUACAGACAUUAACAUUAGAAACAUUACAAGUAUUGAAUUCAUUUGGAAAAAAUAUUUGUUUGGACAUUCUUAGAACAACUUGGGAGCAGAAAUGGUGAUAGAUAUAUCUGGAAAAUAUGGGUAUAAAUCUACCUUCUGUAGCCAGGACAUUAUAGGACCUAAUAUUGCCCAGAUCCUGAAACCAUGCUAA
Molecule: messenger RNA, 1017 nt
Organism: Lemur catta (Ring-tailed lemur)
Lineage: Eukaryota; Metazoa; Chordata; Mammalia; Primates; Lemuridae
Gene: PNLIPRP3
Product: pancreatic lipase related protein 3
Exons: 9
Biological process (GO): lipid metabolic process
Molecular function (GO): triacylglycerol lipase activity; protein binding
Source: RefSeq, a predicted model, not a curated record